Alternaria alternata is the source of this 1563-nucleotide messenger RNA. RefSeq lists its product as hypothetical. The transcript has 3 exons. The record is from RefSeq and is a predicted model, not a curated record. Bases 1 to 1563 code for a protein of 520 amino acids. Lineage: Eukaryota; Fungi; Ascomycota; Dothideomycetes; Pleosporales; Pleosporaceae.
AUGUUUCAAUUCACAUCUCUCGUAUCCAAUCCGUUUGCAUUACGGUCUACACCGCCAGAAUCACCCCCAGAGCCGCCCAUCGUGUCCGAAGAAGCCGCGACCGCACCGGACCCGUUCCCUUUCCUUCGCCUGCCUUUGGAGCUCCGUGAACAAAUCUACUCUAUAUAUUUUAGCCCUGCCGAUCAUCUCGUCAAGAGUACCGAACUAGAAGCCAAGGGUUUCUUUGGGGGCGUAUACCAAUGGGACUUUGAUGUCCUCAGGGUAAACAAGCAGGUGUACGAGGAAGCAAAGAAAGUGUGGAGGAGAGAAAAUGUAUUUGUCAAGGUUGCUACACCCUGGCCUUCUGCGGGUAUGUAUAGGGUUUACUUGAUGGCGACAGAAGGGGUUCCAGAGUUACUCGAACACACCGCGACGACACUCAUGAACCACAUCUCAUCCGAGGGUCUCGUACCCAUCGUGUGCACCGACGCCCGUGCCGACGCGUUUACGUCGUAUCAUGCCGUUGUACAGAUAACCGCACCGUUCCAUGGAGUUGUGCCUGAACAUAUGGUCGUUAUGCUCGUGGAUGAUUUGCACCUGUUUACCAAAACGUGGUACUAUAGUGCACUGUCGUAUCCUAUGCUCAAUGAGCGGCUGUCGACUACCUUCGUCCUAAGGAAUCCGUAUGCAGAGUACAACGAUGAAAAGGAAGGCACAGCAGAAGCGCAGGAGGAGCAAGAAGGUCUAGGGAUCCCAAUCUCUCUGCAGCGGAAACUCUUGUUACCUUUUGAACACGUCAAAGGUCUCCAUGGUACAAGCAUACACGGCUACUCCCCCACGGUACGCGAAGAACUUGCUCGCCUCCAAGCCAAACCUGUACCCACGUUGCGCGAAUCCGUUGAAAGCGCUACAGACUUCAUGCUAGCUGGAGACGCCGCGCUCGCAUCCUCGUCAAAUGCCGAUACCAAUAAAGCCGCCCUACAAGCUCUCGAGCUCUACAGAAAAGCAUUCCAUGCAAUCCAUAUUCUGAUCCAUGGACGCACACGCCGCGUCCUCGCAGACGACUUCUUCCACGAUAGCAUAACAUCCGGUCGUUACGCCGGUCAAACCGGGAUAACCAUACGCGUCGUGCUACGCCUCAAACUCGUCUCACGAACCGUUGCAGCAUACAACAAACUCGGUCAAUGGGGUGAGGCUGCCUUCUGGGGCUUUCGCACGGUACAGAUCCUGCAAGAAUCGUUCAACACUGAUUUCGAACAUUUCUUAACCGACUUCAUCGAGGGCUCUGAUUCUGGUUUGGUUUAUGUACGGGCUGGAAUUGCAUUCUGGCAUAUGGAGAAGGACAAAGAGGCUUGGUUGGGAGAGCUGAUUAGUUAUGCUGAUGAGCCUGUGGCUGAGAGUGGUCGGCUCUGGGCGGCGGCCCGGAGAUUUGUUAAGCCUGCUGCGAGGGCAGAUGUAAGGAAAGAGUUGCAGGAUCAUGGUGUACCACAAACGAUGAUCAACCUGUUUAGUGAUGUAGCGACUAGGGAAGAAGCUGUUGAGAGUACCGUAGCUGAUGAUGGAAGUAGUACCAGCGAGGAGUAA